AUGCGACACCACCUAUACACUCGAAUGAAUCUUCUAUUCUUCCUCCAGCUUGUGUUGAUCUCGAUUGUUAAUGGGGUGGAAUCCCCCCACAAGUUUUAUUUGUGCAAAAGCAGCAGCUUUCGCGUCUCUAAUGCGAAGAGAUUCGCCCAAACCCUUGUGAAUGAGAGAAUGCAGAAACUAGAUGACGGGGAAGAAUUUAUUAAAGUCUACCGUGGCACAAGAUUUGACAUGAUGAGGAAAUUCAGCCCUCCGUUUUACUACAAGGUCCUCAAACCAGCGACCUCAUAUAAAGGAUUCAGGAAGAGAAAAUUUGAAGUAAUGGUUCUCAUUGAUAGAAAGAAUCAAUUCGUUACGGUUGUGGAACGAAGCCGUGGCAAUUUUUACUUCCAGUGCAAGCUUGGUAGGAGGCCAAAGUGGCAAUAUUUGAGGCGAUUGACCAACCGUUUUUCCCGGCGCCCUCAAUAA
Messenger RNA from Blumeria graminis f. sp. triticale, 465 nucleotides. The record is from the annotation of a GenBank genome assembly. Lineage: Eukaryota; Fungi; Ascomycota; Leotiomycetes; Helotiales; Erysiphaceae.